Messenger RNA from Oikopleura dioica, 3996 nucleotides. NCBI's taxonomy places the organism in Eukaryota, Metazoa, Chordata, Appendicularia, Copelata, Oikopleuridae. The record is from the annotation of a GenBank genome assembly.
AUGGGAGUCGUGAAAAAUACAGGUUUUGAUCUGACCUCCGUCAAAAGCUCCAAUUCUGCCAUUUUCCUACGAAUAGAGCAAGGGAAAAUCGAUGAGGUCAAAAUUCUAGCUAAAGAGCCCGAAUCGUGCCUCGGAGUCAACGAAGAAGGUCAAACACCGCUUCAUUUUUCAAUCGAAAAGCAACAACAUGAGAUCUCGUUGUUUCUACUUAGACUUGGACAUGAAGUCAAUACGGUCGACAGAUCCCAGUGGACGCCGUUGAUUUCAGCAUCCAAAUUUGGUAAUGUUGAAGUUGUGAGGGAGUUGCUCAAGAGAGGUGCGAAACAGAAGUCAAAAGAUGAUGACAUUUGCGAAAUGGGCGAAUGGUCUGCUAUAACAUGGGCUGCUUAUCGCGGGCACGGAAGAGUUCUCGAAGCUCUUUUGGAAAACCCAGCUACUCGUGGCGAUCCAAAUUUCAAUGGCCUCGACCAGGGCGCAUCUUACGGCGUGACCCCUCUUCUCUGGGCUGCGGGCCGAGGACAUAUUGAUGCAGUAGAUGUGCUCCUGCAAGAUGGAAAUGGCGUUGAUGUCAAUAAGACCGAUAAAUUCGGUUGCAAUGCUCUUUUCUGGGCCUGUAGAAAGGGCGAAGCUGGGGUCGUCAAGCGAUUGCUCAAAGCUGGAAUUGACAUCAAUGCUAUCGGUGCUCAUGGCCAGAGCGCGCUUAUUGUUGCGACUAGAAAUAUGCACGAAGAAGUCGUUGAGAUGCUGUUAAGUGCGAACUUGAAAGGAAGCGAUCCUGUCAAUGUCAGUCAUGUAGACUCGGAUAACAAUACUGCGCUCAACUUUGCUGCUGAUAAGGGCCUGACUGCCACGGUUCGUAUACUUUUGGAAGCUGGAGCAUCAAAGAACCAUCAAAAUAAGAAAAAACAAACUCCUCUCAUUCUCGCCGUAAAGAAAGGUCAUUUAGAAAUUGUCCGACUUUUGCUCAACCACGAUGUCAACGUCAAUUUACUCGACAAAGAAAAUCGAUCCGCGCUGUAUCUCGCUGUCAAAGAAUCGACAAUGGGAGGAAAGAAUCCGCAUAAAGAAAUAAUCAAGCUUCUUGUCAAGCGAAAGGACAUUUAUCUCGAAGCUUUCACCAAGAUCAACGACAACAAGAAGAUUAUAACUGAAACCGCUUUAUUGAAAGCUGUCCGGAAUCGAAACGCAUCAAUUGUCAAUAUUCUUCUCAAGGCUGGCGCUUCUGUCGAUGUCCGUGACCAAGACUGGAACAAUCCUCUUCAUCUUUCUAUUCGAUUUCGGGACAAGACUAUCACCGAAAUGCUCCUUCGAAAUCCCAAAAACUCCAACCUGGUUUACAAGAAGAACAAGGAAAAUGAAACUCCCCACGAGAUCGAUCUCGAAAACCCAGUUUCAAUCCUUACCAAAAUCUGGGGCGAGAAAAUGGUAACUUCAUCCACCAAGGGUCUCGCUGAUGAUAUGAGCCAGUACGAGCUGUACACAAACUCUCUUGCCGAUAUUCUGGCUGAGCCAGAGUUGAAACUUCCAAUCACUGUUGGUAUUUUUGCAAAGUGGGGAUCUGGAAAAGAUUUUCUCCUCCUCACUCUGGCGAAAGUCAUGGGCUCAUUUGUUGGUGAUGAAGGUGAUGUUCAUUACAAACCGCCAUUUUCCGUCCACGUAACUUUUUUGAUUAUUCUUGGCUGGCUCUGCACUCUCAUUACCGGCCUUGCUUAUCCGAACACGUCUAAUCUGGCCAUCAUCAUCCCUUGCAUCGGUGGGGCUAUCUUGCUUUUCUACGGAAUAAUAAUGGCUCUGGCAACUUAUGGAAAUGUCAAGUAUAUCGAAAAUGAUCGCAAGAAAAAGUGGCGCUUUUGCAAUAGCAUCGCAAAAGCUCUCACUAGAUUUGGAACUCGCUUGAAGCUAGUGAUGGCGAUGCUUUUCAAGACUGGUGUGCCUAAUCCGGAUGCUUCCAAAACUAAGCCUGUCAAAUUUCUGUUUGCGAAUCAAGCUAGACUCAACAUCGGUGCUUCUGAAAACUCCCUUGCAGAAGUUAUUGGAGCUUUGAGCAAAACAGCUGAAGAAGCGUAUGGAUUUCUCCCUGUCAGAAUUUACCGAGCAAUGAAGCCAAGAAAAGAGUCUGUCGAAACUCGAUCGUUUUGUUGUUUGCCUCUUCAGUCGAUUUUCAUCCUCUUCUGGUUGGACAUCUUCUGUUUAACCUGCUGUCUCGCUUUUGGAAAGGACAACUUUCCAACACCAGCUCAUUUCCAAACAGCAGCAAUUUUGACAGGAGUUGUCGGUGGAAUUCUUCUGGCCAUUCUCACUGCUCAUUACUGGCAAAUUAUCAAGCACAUGAUUGAGUCUCCCUAUUCUCGAGUUUUGAAAGAAGCAAACAAGAUUAAAGAAGGCGAGAAAUCAGGACGAGAACAGCUCAAGAGAGAAGUGGACUACCUAGCUGCGAUGGUCAAGGCAUUUGAUCAGUAUGGAAGUCAUCAAACUCGAAUGGUUAUCGUCGUCAAUGGCUUGGACAGUUACAAGCAAGACGAUGUCCUCAAGAUUUUGGAACUUGUCAACUCUCUUUUCACCCAAUCGCCUUACAUCGUCAUCUUCGCAGUUGAUGAUAACCUCAUUCGAAAAGCUGUCGACAAGGAUCGAAAAGACACCUGGGAGAUCAGCGGCCGAGACUACCUUCAAAAUAUGAUCCACCUUCCCUUCUACAUGCAUCAGCAAUCCAAUGACUUGACUCUCCGUCGUCGAAAGAUUCUCCCAAGCGACAGUGACUCUCACUUCGACAUGAUCAGUCUAAGACCCUUUGAUGAUAGACAUGGCUCUGUUGCUGGUUCUACCAAAUCUAUCUAUGCACCGCAAGAGAGUCGCGACUCGCUUUUCAGCCCACAAGAUGAUCAGGGUCUUAUUCGAAGACGUGGUCGUGAGGGACGACGUAACACCUUGUUUGAUGAAAAUGGAGUGAAACUUACAGACUCAACGCGAAAGUCACGAUUCGAAAAGAGCAAGAAUAACGAAGCAGAAAUGCUCCUUGAUGAAGAUUGGCUCAGUUCCAUCUCUCCCCAGAUAAUGAAGCGCAUUCUCAACUCAAAAUCUUUGACUGGACGACUUCUCCGUGCCAAUUUCAUCCCUGUUUCUUCCGAUCGACUCUCUCGUUGGAUAAAGUUGACUGAAUUGGCUCCUUACCGAACAUCCUGGAUCAUCUGGUAUAUCGAAGAGAACGAAGACCUCGACUUGCAUCUACCUCUAAAAUCAGUCUACCAAAAGAUUCUGCCGUCCAUUCCGAACUCAACUCAGGAGGACAAAGUCCUCGCGAUUGAUUCUGUCGACUCCCGAGACAUGGAAGUGCUACUUUCCGCCCGAGAUCCCAAGGACGCGUUGACUGUAAAAGACGUCGUCAUGUUCCUUCCCAACACUGUCAAUCUCGAUCCUAACCUACGAGAAUGGAUCGACGAUGUCUUCCACACUCGCCAGCUGAAGCUUCAGAGCCCAAACCAAAUGCCACCUUCCGGUUCAAACCUCCUUCUUCAGCCGCUGACGAAAGUUUCCGAAACAACUGAAAGCUCAUCCGAAACUCCGCAAAUUUCAGCCCACGGAAACUUGAGUAAUAUGAUGUCUCUAAGCAGCGUUCCGCCUGCCUCUCAAGUGUCUGUCUGCUUUGACAUGAACUCUGAAGAAGUCGCGAACUGGGUUUUGAGCAUUGAAAAUAUGACUGCCGGUGGAAAAGCGCGACUGGAAAAAUAUGUUCUUGAACAAAACAUUACAGGGAAUUUCCUAAUGAAAAUGCGAAACAAGCUCCAAGUCAUCAAGGCGGAUACUCAGCUAAACCUCGGCGAUUUCUUCCUGCUGGAAGAAGCGAUUGCAAACAUCAAACCGACAAAUCGUCAAAACACAACAACUACCAGCUCGACUGGUUUUACUCCUCGAUCAGAACGCCACGAGCCGCUAGGCGAAACGACGGAGAAAGGUUCCAAAGAGCGAAAGCUCUCUGUCAAUUUUGAUGUUCCACCGUAA